Eptesicus fuscus (big brown bat) is the source of this 529-nucleotide messenger RNA. It is a transcript of the gene LYLDT1, whose product is annotated as chromosome 7 C12orf54 homolog. Bases 101 to 451 code for a protein of 116 amino acids. The record is from RefSeq and is a predicted model, not a curated record. The transcript is spliced from 8 exons. NCBI's taxonomy places the organism in Eukaryota, Metazoa, Chordata, Mammalia, Chiroptera, Vespertilionidae.
CCUCCUCCACCUCAAGGAGCCUCUGGCCGACUCCCUAGCCCCAGGUCUGGAGGGACCUCCAUCUUCAGCUUCAGAGUCUCUGGUUUCUGCUCAAGGACAAAUGGCACAGCAUACCUUCCAUGAUCGAGAACAAAAAGCAGGAAGGACAUUCAGGCAACAGAUUAGAAAAUCCACUGAAGAAACAAUGAAGCCAACGGAAAUACAGGUAACGCUCACUGAAGCCCUGUGGGACCAGGUGAGGAUGGCUUUUAGGGAUAUACAAAAGGAGCUACAGGAAGAUGCUCGGACUCGAGGGAUGAGUAACUGCUUAAUGUCAUCUGCAUCCAGGAUUGGAAGCAUCAGGCCUCCAGAUUCCUGGACAUCCCAAAAUAUGAGAAUUUUACUGCCCAGCACUGAAGAACAGCCAUCAGAGGUCCAGGCCCACAACCUGAAAAGCCAGCACUCUGAUUAACCAGCUUGCUACCCUGGACCCUAAUCAUACAAUAAAGGAAGAAGACCUCCUUGGCUUCUGCCAGGUGUUUCACCCAGA